Molecule: messenger RNA, 3270 nt
Organism: Anopheles moucheti
Lineage: Eukaryota; Metazoa; Arthropoda; Insecta; Diptera; Culicidae
Gene: Rip11
Product: rab11 family-interacting protein 5
Exons: 4
Coding region: 614-2386 (590 amino acids)
Biological process (GO): regulated exocytosis
Cellular component (GO): intracellular membrane-bounded organelle
Molecular function (GO): small GTPase binding
Source: RefSeq, a predicted model, not a curated record
CGUCAUCAUACGGGAACGAAUAUCCAGUGAGCCUAGGGGAUCAGGGAUUAGUGCGCAACGGAUGAUCGUCUGUUCCAGUGGCACCGUGAAGGUACAGAGAAACAUUCCUCUCAUACGUGCCAACACACACGUAGCCGAAUACCUCCAUUGUGAUAAUCAGCAUUCGAACGAAGGCAACGCAAAGCGCAACAAUCCUCUUUGUGCUACUUGAAUGCGUACACACAUUUGCCUAUUUACCCGUGUGGGCUACGCACACCAGCAAGGCCGUUCGCGGUAGACGGCAGAGGGGCGGUUCGGAGCAGUGGCGGACGGGGGCCGAAGAGAAGUGAAAGAAAGUGACCGUCUUCGUCGCUGGAUCUUCACCCAACGGGCAGCGAGCGGGUAUAUCAAUUUGCGUGCUUCUUUCUGCGGCUUCCGCGUCCUCGCUGUGUGUGGCGAAAAUCCGAAAGCUCCGCAACAUCACCCACCCACACAUCACCAAUCAGCUGUUCCACGAUCAGCAUACAAACCCGGACUUUAUUUUUGCAACGCGCCUAAGUCGGAGGAGGAGAAGGUCUUGGCACGGUGGAGGUGGUGAUCAGGCAUUAAUUUCGUGAGCAUUCGCAGUCCAAAAAUGUGGAGUCCAACGCACAUUCAAGUGACAGUGCAACGCGCCAAAGGGCUGCUCAUCAAGGGCAAGGGCGGCACAAACAACUGCUUCGUCAUCAUCGCGCUCGGCAAGGAGAAGUACCAAACGUCCAUCAAACAGAAGGCCCCCGACUCGGUGAUGUGGAAUGAAGAAUGUGAGCUGCAAAUCCCAACCCAGGGCAACCAGGCCCAGCUGGUGCUGACCGCGCUUCAUCACAACAGCGUGGGGAUGGAUGAAUUUUUGGGCCGGGUCGUGCUGCCGCUGAACGAGAUGGAGGUGUACGAGCGGCCACGCGCCCGCUGGUACAAGCUAGAGAGUAAGGAUCGCGAAAAGAAGAAGGAAAAGGACCGGGGCGAGCUGGAGGUGCGCAUCUCGUUCACGGUGAAGGCCGGUUCGCUGACCGAUCUGAGCAAGAAGGAGAAAAGCAAAAGCUCGAUCAGCAAUCUCGCAUCCAGCGUGGGCGGUUCGCUGCUCAGCAUCGGUGCGAUCGAGAAGCGCAAAGGGUUGAAGAAGAUCGCCAAAUCGAUCGGCUCGAAGAUGCACAUUUCCGGCAUGGGAAAAAAGGAGAACAAGAAGGAGCGGGACGGUGCGGACGAUACGUCGAUGUACAGCGGGAGCUACUCGAGCCUGGCCGGCGGUACCGGUGGUGGUAGCGCCACACCGUCCACCGCCUCGUUGCACCCGUCGUCCGGCGGGCGGCAGUCGAAGCAAACGUUUGGCGAUGCGGAUCCGGGCGUAAUCAGCGAAGACGAGGACGAGUUCGUGCUGGACAAUUUGUCGCACAAGAGCUCGAACGGGUCGCUUAACUUGCGCUCGGCCGCGAACGUUCCCAAGCCGGCACCGGCGACUGCCUCCACACCGUUGGAGUGGACCGGGCGCGAUACCGAGCCGCGGGGCGACACACCGGUGGCGACCGGCGAAAAGGUGGACGAAUGGGAACAGAAGCUGUACGGCAAGCAUCUCGAUAUUGGCAAUACCGAUUCGCUCAAGCGACGCAGCUGGGAAAGCUCACGGGUAAUGCUGUCCGCCCGGUUGGAAGAGUCGGAACAGGAACCGGAAGCGGGCGGCGGCGAUCAAGUUGGUGCGGGCGAGCAGCAGCGCGGACGCUCCGUGACGGCACCGACAUCGCCCGAGCUUGACGGCAAAACGAACCACCGGGAGCAACAACAUUCCACCAGCACCAAAGCACCCGCCGGUGCGGCGACACCGAAACCACUGCCACGUACUGGCUCGCAGGAUGUCGCCAUUAUCGGCCGCCAGUCACCGGGUCCGGUAGCGGAAAUCAAACCGGAAAAGGAAAGCUUCACCAAGAAGCUGAAACACUUCGUCAAGGAGCACCGGGGCAGUGGCCAUCGGGCGGAUUCGCUAGAAAACCUUUCCACGGGCGUUGGAGUCGGUGCACUGGCCGCACACAAGAAGCACGGUUCGAAGCUGCUCGGCACGUUGGCCGACCAGCGCAUCAUCAUUGGCGGCGAGAAUGGGGAGCAGAUAGCGGCGGCGGCGGCAGCAGCGGCCGCCUCUCAGCGCCAGUCCAAGCUUACCCAGGUGUCGCCGGAAACGUUGGCCAAAUAUGAGGGCAAAUCGCGCGAGGAUGUGAUCAAGAUAGCGCACACGCUCGAGAACGAGGUGCACUAUCAGAAGCAGAAGGUGAAGGAGCUGGAAGACUACCUCGACAGCCUGCUGCUGAAGGUGAUGGAAUGUCAUCCGAAGAUAUUGCAAAACCCGUACCAGAAGGCAGCACCGACGAAAAGUGGAUGAUUUACGUGUUCCCGUCCGGUUGAAGUAAUUUUUAUACACUUUUAUUGUUCGACAACUUUGAUCAAAAUUACGCAAACAUCGUGAUACAUAAGUGAAGCGUAGAAGGGAAAGUAGAUAAGGAGGGGGAUAGACAGAUAGAUGAAUCGAUCGAGGAACACAAUUACUCAUUAAAAGUAAACAACACACACCCAUGUAAACAUACAUCUCGAUUACGCGUACUGAAAUGAAACAAUCAUUUUGUUGCAAAAGGGAGAUGCGCGAAAUGGCGCAAACAGAUAGCGGGCAGUGAACAAUUUAUUAGAAUAAGGCCAAAAUUUACAACAACAAGCCCAACAGCAAAAACAAGGCAGCCAGCAGUUUACUUCCUUCGAAUAUUGCUCGUGUGGAAAAGCGAAAGGUAAAACACACCACCAACCAACGGAGUAAAAGAAUGAACCAAGUGAACGGGACGGCGUGUGGUAGAAGGGGAUCGAAGUAGACGAAAUGAGAUUAUAUAUCUGUUGUUUUUUUUUUGUGUCUUGCUAUCGCCGGGACGAUGCAUUCCAUUUUUUAUACACCAAGUUUAUGUGCAUUUUUUUUUCUUUUGCGUACGAACAAUGCGUCCCAUCAUUUUCGUCCACUUCAAACCCGAUCCCCCCCCCCCCCCACGCCAUCUUUCCCCGCCCGCUCAAGGAUGUAACCGACGAAGGUGUGUAAGUCGUUGGUGCCGACCUGUAACGUACGUGUCUUCUACAUCAUAAUCACGGUUAAUGAUCUAUUAUAUUAUCUAUUGUUAUUAAUAAUAUUAUAUUUUUUACUAUUAAAUACGCCAGCGUGUAAUAACAGCGAAUGUGUGUGUGUGUGUGUAUCGUGUGCUUCCCAAAAAGGUGUGGUGAUGCGAAAGA